Encephalitozoon romaleae SJ-2008 is the source of this 954-nucleotide messenger RNA. RefSeq names its product diphthamide synthase subunit DPH2. Gene Ontology annotation, biological process: protein histidyl modification to diphthamide. The transcript has a single exon. Gene Ontology annotation, molecular function: 2-(3-amino-3-carboxypropyl)histidine synthase activity. The record is from RefSeq and is a predicted model, not a curated record. Lineage: Eukaryota; Fungi; Microsporidia; Unikaryonidae. The coding region runs from base 1 to 954 and encodes 317 amino acids.
AUGGAUUUUAACCUUCUUGAUGAAAGACUAGAGGGGAAAACCGAAGUAGGCCUGCUAUCCACUGAGGAAUAUAAGUAUAUGGUAAAGGAUGUUUAUGAUCAUAUAAAAACAAAGCAUCCACAAGUAGACACUUUUUUACUUAAUGGAGAAGGUAUGCUCUGUCCUUUGAAAACUAAAACUUUUCAGUUUUUUAUCCUUCUUGGGGUGUGCUGCCCUCUUCAUUCUUUCGAAGACUUUAUAAGUAUAUCAUCUCAUAUGUCUCAAGAAGACACAAGCCUUCUGAAGGGGGAGAAGAGGAAUGUAAUAUAUGAUUCAACAUAUGGAAGGCGCUCAUCAGAGAACGAGAUGUCAGGAGACAUUCUUGUGGUAACAAAGAACCAGAUGUUUUAUGAAUACUAUUUCUACAAAUACAAUGCGGAAUCUUUCUAUAAUCUAGAAAGGCGAGAUAGAAUGGAGUAUCUUUCAUCUAAGUGCAACAAAGGAAGGAGGAUUCGAGACCUUCAGAUAUUUGCAAUAAUAUUUACGUCAAGGGCCUACGAGGAGUUGGCAAGGUCUAUCCGGAGGGCACUUGUUUCUAGACGCAAAAACGCAUAUCUCCUAUUUCUAAAAGACCUUUCCUAUGAAAGGAUGAUAACCAUAGAGGGGACUGAGUGCAUUGUGGUGGUGGAUUGCCCUUUCUUUGAAUGCACACUUGAUCUACACAUUCCUGUUGUAACCCCCUUUGAAGUCGAAUACGCAUUUUCUGGAGAGUGGAAAAGAUUCGACAAGAACUCGUUUUCUGUCAGUUUGGAAUCCAAGAGCGACUGCACAGAGGUUGAUCAUAUCGGAAAAGCAGGAAGGAUUCUACUGAGAUCAGAAGGGCAAAAUGUCCCUUACUGUUAUGGAGAAGAGAACAUGGAUAUUCAUAGUGGGGAUAGUGGAAUUCCAUGCAAAUAUGACAAUGAGGGAACGUAA